AUACCAACGCUGUGCCGGGCGUCCAGCCAUGAAGCGGGUCUGUCUCAUCCGCCACGGGCACAGUGAGCACAACUACUCCACCACGAAACGCGUGUCGUGGCUGGGCGGUUUGUUCCUCCGCGACUCGCCGCUGACGGCGCUGGGCCGAAGCCAGGCGAGGCGCCUGGGCGACGAGCUGCGCUCGGAUGAACAGCAUCCCCUGCGCCAGGUGGAGGUUGUGAUCUCCAGCCCCCUGAGCCGCGCCAUCGAGACCUCUCUGCUGAUUUUCGGCGAGGAAGCGCAGCCGCCGCGUUGCAUCAGUCAUCUCCACACUGAGCGGUGCAUCUUUCCGUGUGACACUGGACGGACUACUGAGGAUUUGCUGACGAAAUUCAGCUGCCUGGAGCAGUGGGAAGGUUUCUCCCAGCUGCCGGCAGAGUGGUGGCCCAAGGAUCGAUCCAUCUGGCAGGUGACGCCAAGGGAUCGGGUUGACGCAUUUCGGCGCUACUUGGCGCAACGGUCAGAGGCGGUUCUGGCGGUGGUGGGCCACGCGGGCUUCUUCGGUGAGUUGGUAGGGAAGCACAUGAGCAACUGCGAAACGCUCUGGUUGGACCUGGACCCUGCGGAUGCCUCCGUGCGACCGGCCGCGAGCGUUGCUGAGGGUGCCAAGCGUGACGGAGAAAGAGCCUUGCACCAAGCGGCCGCCGAGCAUGCGCGACGGCAGCUGGCGCAAGCGCGACGCGAGGGGAAGGAUCGGGAAGCCCUGGAACAGGAAAUCCACGAGCUCCGCCUCGAGCUGACGCAGGCCAAGAAUACCAUGCAAAUCCGCCUGCGCGAACAGGAGGCAGAGUUCCAGAAGCAAUGCCUGGAAUUGAGAGCCACCAGACUGGAGGAGGAGAAGCGCCAGCGCCGGGAAGAUGCCAGGAGGUCCCCUGCGCUGACCGAAAGGGCCACUGGAGGCGCCGAGAUCUCGAGAAUAGAAGGUUCUCUCGAGGACGUGUCCAUGUUGUCCGAAGGUGCUGCUGAGGCCAUCAACAAGAUGAAGUUGUUGGAAGAUCAGCUCCGUUCGUGGCAAGGGAUGGACCACGACAAGUCGCUGAUCACGGGUGACCCGGGUGCACCGGCCGGUGGAGGGACCGCAGUGGUGUCGGAACGGCCUGAGGUUUCACCCUAUCAUCGAGAGGCCGAGUUGCUCCUGGAGAUGCAGCAGGAACACCUCAUGACCAUCCGCCUGAAGCGUCAAGCCCUCGAAGCGCGACGCUGCGCGGAGUUCCGGAUGGUGCGAUCCGCCUCGCUGCCCAACUCCAUCUUGGACAGCAUUCCUUCCCGCUUGGCGAAGUCACCGGAAGCUUCGAAGCAGGCCAUGGUACCGCGUAGCGAACCAUGCCUGCUGCAGAAGCUGGAAGCCUCGCCCAACAGUGCAGGCGCUGUUCUGGGCAGCAGUCGUUCCAAUGGAGCCAACAUCUCUGCAUCAGGUUCGCCGCCACGAGAUUUCGCCCAACCAAAAGAGGAGGCCAAAGAGCCUUCGCCCUGUAGCUGUCAGGCCUUGUCGCCUGCUCCUUCACUGGAGGCUGCCACCGCGGACCGGCCCGACCUCUUCGUGGGCGCCGGCCCGGCGGACUCGCCCAUGGACGUUGAUACCAGGUGUCAGGGUUCUCCCUCUCGCGCCGCUGCUGGACGUUUACCGCCACUGGCAGGUGUUGAAAAACCACCCGAGCGCGGGACGAUAGGCCUUGUUGGGGAUUUGAGUCCCAGCCGCCGUCCCGAGAUCGACACGCAGCAGCAAACGCAGGAGCCGCAGGAGGCUGAAAGGCCACAGAAGGAGGUGACCCAGAUCUCCGGAACUCUGGAUGCCAGGCUGAAGGAAGUGGAGCUGGAUCGUGCCUCCUGGCGCCGUCGCACCCUGCUUCUGGAGGAGCAGAUGCAACGCUUGUUGCAGCAGCAGAGCGCCAAGUCCGAGGAGGUGGCAAGUCCUGGCAAGGUGCGUUGGCGUCCGCAAGCCUUGCAACUGGAGGAGGAGAACACGGAAGCGGAGGAUGCCUGGAAAGAACAGCGACAGCUUCUGGAGGCCCAGCUCGCGCAAGCGGUGGCCGAACGGGAUCGCAUGAUCGAGGCCACCAACGAGCUGCGUGCCGAUGUGCGUCGCUUGACGAGUCGCCGGAAGAGUAGCCGUGAGGUCUCCAUUGCCACAGCCGCUCCGCUGGGCGCGCCCCUGCAGCUGGGACCGCAGCUGGGACCGCAGCUGGGACCGCAGCUGGGACCGCAGCUGGGACCGCAGCUCGUGCAGCCCGUGCAGUUGCCGUCGCCCGGGCCAUCGCCCGCGACGGUGAUGCGACAGGCGUUGGAAGAAGGCGGCCCCCAUCUGCCUCGCGAGCGACGUGAAUCAGAUCGCUUUGGCGUCAUGGGCAGUGCUGCAAGCAGUUCCCCAGAGAAACCAGGCUACUCGGCUGAGCGGCCCAGAGCACCCGAAGCGCCGCGCUUCACACUGAGCUUGCCCAUCCCGGCAGCAGGCACUCCUGGUGUAGCACACGUGCGCCGGCCAGAGGUGGAGGUGCCCGGCAGUGCCAGCCUCUCUCGUUCGCCCUCACCACCGGGUUGGCCGCCACCCUCACCAGAGACAGUGCACAGCGAGCCCCACGGUCUGCCCAUGCCGCCGCCCAUGAGGCCGCAGCCUGCAUGGAGCCCUUGGAGCCCGGCAAAUCCUCCGCCCGUGAGUGCAACCAUCGCCUCGCCGUCGCAUCCGGAGGAUGCUUCGCCUGCGGCCAUGCGCGUGCGCGAUGCGUUGAAGAUGCUAAGUCCCAGGCGCUGCAAAUCGACCAGUCCAAAUAGGAGAUGACACCGGGGUAACAUGGAGCUGCGAUGAUCCGCGUGGGAAAUCUGAUCCAGAGUUCGCCAUGGGAUUUCGAUGGCCCAUUUAGUUCGAUGGUUGACCUAUUAAUGGC
Messenger RNA from Cladocopium goreaui, 2921 nucleotides. NCBI's taxonomy places the organism in Eukaryota, Dinophyceae, Suessiales, Symbiodiniaceae. The record is from the annotation of a GenBank genome assembly.